This is a messenger RNA of Etheostoma cragini (Arkansas darter), 776 nucleotides long. Its product is annotated as tubulin alpha chain-like. Gene Ontology annotation, molecular function: GTP binding; structural constituent of cytoskeleton. Gene Ontology annotation, cellular component: cytoplasm; microtubule. Gene Ontology annotation, biological process: microtubule cytoskeleton organization; mitotic cell cycle. Bases 135 to 776 code for a protein of 213 amino acids. The transcript is spliced from 5 exons. The record is from RefSeq and is a predicted model, not a curated record. Lineage: Eukaryota; Metazoa; Chordata; Actinopteri; Perciformes; Percidae.
AUGCAGCUGCUUGCUGUGCCUUCCUGUCUGCCCCCCUCCACAUCCUUGCCUAUAUAAACCCUGACUCUCCCUCUCCUCCGCACUUCUGCCUUGUAUCUGAAUCCUCAACGUCAGUCGAAGGACAAGCAGACACAAUGCGUGAGUGUAUUUCCAUGCACGUUGGCCAAGCGGGUGCCCAGAUGGGCAAUGCAUGCUGGGAGCUGUACUGUCUGGAACAUGGGAUCCAGCCAGAUGGACAGAUGCCCAGUGACAAGACUAUUGGAGGAGGAGAUGACUCUUUCAAUACCUUCUUCAGUGAGACAGGAGCAGGAAAGCAUGUCCCCAGAGCCAUCUUUGUCGACCUGGAACCUACUGUCAUUGAUGAGGUGCGUACAGGAACGUACCGGCAGCUGUUCCAUCCUGAACAGCUGAUUACAGGAAAAGAAGAUGCUGCCAACAACUACGCCCGUGGACACUACACCAUUGGCAAGGAGAUCAUUGAUCUGGUUCUCGACAGGACUCGUAAACUGGCGGAUCAGUGUACUGGCCUGCAGGGAUUUCUAAUCUUCCACUCCUUUGGUGGAGGCACUGGCUCAGGUUUCACCUCCCUGCUGAUGGAGAGACUCUCUGUUGAUUACGGAAAGAAAUCAAAACUUGAGUUUGCUGUCUACCCGGCCCCCCAGGUCUCCACUGCAGUGGUGGAGCCUUACAACUCCAUCCUGACCACCCACACCACCCUGGAGCACUCCGACUGUGCCUUCAUGGUGGACAACGAGGGGCAGUGCUGUGAGGAGUGA